AUGAGCCAACUCCACKGGAAAGAUGAAAUUUGAGGAUCUCUUGCUGGAAACUGGGGGCUUUGGCCGAUUCCAGAUUUURAUUUUGGCUAUGCUGUGCUUUCCAAGAAUCAACCUGCCCAUGCAUUUCCUGCUGCACAAUUUCCUUGCUGCCACCCCCACCCAUCGCUGUGCGAUCCCACACCGGGAGGAGUUUGUGAACCUCACUGCAGAGGAAAUUCUGCUCAUCAGCAUCCCUCGAGAGCCCGACGGCACCUUCAGCUCCUGCCAGAUGUUCUCACAGCCCCAGUUCCACCUGCUGCUCAACUCCUCCCUGCAGCCAGAGAACAGAUCCAUCAUCCAGCACUGCCAGCACGGCUGGGUCUACGACCACUCACAGUUCACCUCCACCAUCUCCACACAGUGGGACCUCGUGUGUGAGCAGCGUGGGCUGAACCAGGCCACAGCCACCUUCUUCUUCAUCGGYGUCACCGCGGGGGCCAUGGUGUUCGGGUACCUCUCCGACAGGUUUGGCCGCAAGACSAUGCUGCAGCUGUCGCUGGUGUGCUCCGUGCUCUGCGGGAUGCUGAGUGCCGUCUCCGUGUCCUACACCAUGCUGGCUGUCACAAGGACACUCACUGGGGUGGCCCUGAGUGGCCUCUCCCUGAUUGUCCUGCCUUUGGGGCUGGAGUGGGUGGAUGUCCAGCACCGCACCUUCACUGGGAUCCUGUCCAGCAUCUUCUGGAGUGUUGGCAACAUGCUGCUGGCCCUGGUGGCCUUCCUGGUGCGCCAGUGGCACUGGCUGCUGGUGGCCGUGACGGGGCCCUGUCUCCUGAGCAUCGUCUGCGUGUGGUUUGGCGUUGCCUUCUCUUACUACGGCAUGAGCAUGAACCUGAYGGGCUUUGGGCUGAACAUUUACCUGUCCCAGUUUGUGUUUGGGGUGAUCGAGAUCCCGGCCAAGAUGGUCAUGUACGUGCUGGUGAAUCGCGUGGGGCGGCGCCAGAGCCAGGCUUGGACCCUCAUCCUCACCGGACUCUGCAUCGGAGCCAACAUCCUCAUUCCCAAAUGUGAGCUGCUCUCCUGCAGGGGGUGGAGAAGGAGAAUGGGGGAUUUAUCCACAGGAAAUUCUAGAUCCAGUAUGAUUGAAUUACCAUCUCUUUCUUGUGAUCUGCACCUUUCCAGGCAGAAUGGGAUGGGCUACACAUCGUUCAUGGCCCGGCUGGGAGGAGCCCUGGCCCCGCUGGUGUUCCUGCUGGACGAGGUGUGGCAGUCCCUGCCCGAGGUCACCUACUGCGGGCUGGCUGUGUGCAGCGGCGCCGUGGCCUUCCUGCUGCCCGAAACGCUCAACGUGCGCCUUCCCGAGGGCAUCGAGGACAUCGAGAAGCCACCAGUGAAAGCGCCGCCAGAAGUCAGCGCUCCCGAGGUGGUGCCGCUGCAGGCUCUGCUGAAGUGA
Messenger RNA from Malurus melanocephalus (red-backed fairy wren), 1429 nucleotides. RefSeq names its product solute carrier family 22 member 7 (gene SLC22A7). Gene Ontology annotation, molecular function: transmembrane transporter activity. Gene Ontology annotation, biological process: transmembrane transport. The transcript is spliced from 7 exons. Bases 23 to 1429 code for a protein of 468 amino acids. The record is from RefSeq and is a predicted model, not a curated record. NCBI's taxonomy places the organism in Eukaryota, Metazoa, Chordata, Aves, Passeriformes, Maluridae.